Aspergillus tubingensis is the source of this 522-nucleotide messenger RNA. Its product is annotated as nucleoside triphosphates FAP7. The transcript has 3 exons. Gene Ontology annotation, cellular component: nucleus; cytoplasm. NCBI's taxonomy places the organism in Eukaryota, Fungi, Ascomycota, Eurotiomycetes, Eurotiales, Aspergillaceae. The record is from RefSeq and is a predicted model, not a curated record. The coding region runs from base 1 to 522 and encodes 173 amino acids. Gene Ontology annotation, molecular function: ATP binding; AMP kinase activity; ATP hydrolysis activity.
AUGCGGACAUCUCCAAAUGUGAUAAUAACAGGCACGCCCGGCGUAGGAAAAACCGUCCAUUGCGAACAAUUGGCCGAGGAGACAGGUCUGCGGCAUCUUUCAAUCAACCAUGUCGCAAAAGAGCGAGACUGCUACGAGACAUAUGACCACGAAUUACAAACCUGGGUUGUGGACGAGGACAAACUCCUGGACGCUAUCGAGGAUCAAGUACUUCAGGGUGGCUAUCUAAUUGACUGGCAUGCAUGCGAUCUAUUCCCCAAGUCAUGGAUUGAUUUGGUCGUUGUAUUACGCUGCCCAUCUACUGCUGUUCAUUAUGAUCGUCUCGCAUCAAGGGGAUACAAUGAGACGAAGCUGCAGGAAAAUUUAGAUGCCGAAAUAUUUGGUGUUUUGCUUGACGAAGCUCGAGAAGCCUUCGACGAGGAAUUAGUGGUUGAAUUGAAUAGUGAGAGGGAUGAUGAUGUAGAGUCCAAUUGCGCAAGGAUUUCUAGCUGGGUACAAUCUUGGAAAAAUGACCGAGCCUGA